Messenger RNA from Geodia barretti, 480 nucleotides. Lineage: Eukaryota; Metazoa; Porifera; Demospongiae; Tetractinellida; Geodiidae. The record is from the annotation of a GenBank genome assembly.
AUGGAACACAUCAUUUCGGUUCUGGUUGAGAAUAAAUCCGGCGUGCUCGCUCGAGUGGCCGGCCUGUUCAGCGCGCGGGGUUACAACAUCGAGAGCCUGUCCGUGGCUCCGACCCCGGAUUCCAGCAUCUCCAUGAUCACGGUGGUGACCUCGGGUGACGAGGACAUCAUCGAGCAGAUCAUGAAACAGCUCAACAAGGUCAUCGAAGUUCUCAAGGUCGUCGACCUCACCGAAGAGGACCACAUCGACCGUGAAACGGCGCUGAUCAAGAUCCUGGCCAAACAGGCGCACCGGGACGAGGCCAUGCGGAUCGCGCAGAUCUUCCGCGCCAACAUCGUCGACUCCACCCCGCAGACGUACACCCUCGAGGUGUCGGGAGACGCCGGCAAGAUCCAGGCGGUCAUCAACUUGUUGAAGCCCAUGGGCAUCAAGGAGAUCGUUCGCACGGGCCGCAUCGCCAUCGCGCGGGAGUCUCUGUAA